GCAACUCAUGCAGUCAGGAAAAAUUGCAGGCGAUGCUUGCAAAAUGCCAAAGCCCGUUGGACGACGUGACAAGAGUGAUCACCAAGUUCCCUGACGGUAAGAAGCGCUGCGGGUACAAAAUCUUGAACAUCUUCCCCGAACCCCACACUUAUGACGACGAGAGCCUCGUGGCCUUGCAGGAGGAGAAGAAGAAGCUGCCUCCUUGCAGUAAAUACGAGACGGAAGUAUACGUCAUGAAUUGUGCGGGGAACGUCAUAGAAGAACCUGUUAUAGAAAGGGAAGUCACCGAGCCUGGAGCUCCACAGGCUGUUUCGGAGGUCAACGUGAAGGCCGAAUACGAUGAGAUUGCCCUCUCGUUAACUUCAACAUUUCCUACGAACGCUUCGACCUGA
Messenger RNA from Hyalella azteca, 392 nucleotides. RefSeq lists its product as uncharacterized. NCBI's taxonomy places the organism in Eukaryota, Metazoa, Arthropoda, Malacostraca, Amphipoda, Hyalellidae. Bases 33 to 392 code for a protein of 119 amino acids. The record is from RefSeq and is a predicted model, not a curated record. The transcript has 4 exons.